GCGCACAGUCACAACUUACACACAUCAGCAUGCGCGUCGCUCUGCUCCUAAUAACCCUGAGCGCAGCCUCAGCCGCGCCCAACUCGUGGCCCUUGGUCCCGUCAUUAGACAACUUCCUUAAAGAACAAGGUGAUAAUGUAGUAUCUUGGUACAACGAUGCCACCAACAUGAAAGGCUCCGUCGAAAACUACGUCGAGGAACAACAGCAGAUGAUCAAGGACAAGUUUAGCGACUAUGUCGAUGACAUUCAAGAGAACGGAAGACACCUCGUGGACUCUACCUACAGUACAAGGGAAACUUCCCUAUUGGACAACCCCGACAUAGUUCUAUCUGUGCCAGGAAUAAUCACCAGACACGGAUACAUAUGUGAGACACACACCGUCAUUUCUCAAGGGUAUGUUCUCAAUGUGCACAGAAUUCCACGGUCCAGGAGCCAUUCAGAUGUGUCAUCGAAGACGGUUCUCCUUCAACAUGGUUUAUUUGCAAGUUCUGCUGAUUGGAUUAUGAACGGUCCUGGCAAAGGACUGGCCUACGUUCUAGCCGAUGCCGGCUACGAUGUUUGGAUGACUAAUAUCAGAGGGAACCGGUAUUCAAAGGAUCAUGUUUGGUACAAGACGAAUUCAGAAGAAUAUUGGGACUUCUCUUGGCACGAAGUUGCAUUGUAUGAUGUUCCAGCGGUUAUAGAUUACAUCAUGGAAAUUAAAGGCACCGACACGAAGAUCAGCUACAUUGGCCACUCAAUGGGAACUACAAUUCUUUUUGCAAUGUUGACCUUGAGGCCGGAAUAUAAUAAUAUCUUGACGGCUGGUUUCGCGCUAGCUCCAGUGGUGUAUCUGUCUGAUAUGAAGUCACCGCUGAAGUCUAUGGCACCAAUUGCCAGUAACUUGGCCUACCUAGACUCACUGCAAGGUACCUACGAGUUUAUUCCUAAAAACUCAGCGCUCGGUCAGAUCUCUAGCACGUGUAGCGGAGAGAACAUGGAUUCUUUGAUCUGCAAGAAUAUAGUGUUCUACUUGUGUGGUUUUAAUGAGAAGCAGUUCAACAACACCUUGCUUCCUGUUUUUCUGUCACAUCUUGGAACAGGAACAUCUUGGAAGACAGCGGUGCACUUCUCGCAAGAAAUACUUUCUGGUAAAUUCGCGCAGUUUGACUAUGGGUACUGGAAAAACUGGAGAGUUUAUGGAACUAGCUCGCCCCCUAAUUAUGACCUGAAUAAGGUAACUCUUCCAAUCAAGUUGUUUUGGUCUAAAAACGAUUUGCUAUCAAGUGAGAGGGAUGUGCGGGCACUCUAUGACAAGUUGCCCGUGAAGCCUGACAUGUUCCUGGUUCCUGAUGAGAAGUUCAACCAUUUAGACUAUUUGUGGGCGAUUGACGCUCCCAGACUACUGAAUAAUGAGAUUCUAAGCUCUCUAGAAACACACAUGCCAGACUAUUCGUUUACUGUAAGGUUUUGAAG
Molecule: messenger RNA, 1456 nt
Organism: Spodoptera exigua (beet armyworm)
Lineage: Eukaryota; Metazoa; Arthropoda; Insecta; Lepidoptera; Noctuidae
Source: the annotation of a GenBank genome assembly